AGAACAGGCUGGCCGUCAUUGAUGAUGACGUAUAAACCAGGAACUGUGAGCAGGUAGAAUUGGUGUGCUGGCAUUCAGAAGAAAUUUGGAUCAAAGUACCAAAUAAUUCUUCAGUCCUGUCGUCUAGUGUCCACAUAAAGCUGUUAUACAAUUCCUAGUGCAGAAACACCUCUACUAAGCGGUAUAUUCUCCCGAUAAACAACAUUUCUGGCUGAGGAGGGGAAAAUGGGGAAGAAGGAUGCCAAUGCGACCCAGUUACCAGUUGAUCAGUACCGAAAACAGAUUGGUAAACAGGACUACAAAAAGACUAAAUCUGUCUUAAAGGCUACACGUCUGAAGGCUGAGGCAAAGAAGACUUCCUCUGGAUUCAGGGAUGCCUUCCUGGUCAUUGCAGCUCUCCUGUUCUUUGUCCUCUGUGUCUAUGCCUUCUUCUACCUCAAUCUGAGCACUGAGAUUAACCUGGAUGUGGAUAUGGAUUAAUAAGAGCUGGACCACAUUGAUACAAUUUUCUUGCACCACACUUAUGCUGUUUCUGUUUGUUAGAUAAUUGGUUAAUCCCAAUUUUCGUAUUUUAAUGUUUCUCGGUCCUUGAGCCUUGUUUGGCCAGGAAGUCGUUCUGGUCAGCUAUGAUGAAGGAUGUCCCAAAGCUGUUAUUUCUGCUCUGAGGAGCAAGGAGGCUCCUGGAGAAACUAUAACCCAAGAUGCAGGAGUGCGUAUUUUACAGAAAUCUGGAUUGACACACCCCUUUUUUUGGAAAUCAGUUGGUGAUUGGACGCUUGAUAUGAAGGAUCGGAGGAAAGGACGUCUCAAUUAAAACAUGUUUCCUUGGCUCCUCUCUCCUCGCAAUUUGUCCUUGCAUCUUUUCCUUGCCUCUUAGGUGGGCGGGACUAACUGGGAAUGUACACUGAAAGCAAGACAUGAGCAGCGCAUUCCAUGCUUUUGUCUUCAAAACAGCUGUUUGUCAGCAGGACAAUGGCAGGAGAAACCCGUCUUAACUAGGUGGACAGAUGGCACAAAUGUACUGGACAAAAAUAGUUUUCGUGUAGGCCUAUGUUCCUCAGGAAGUAAUCCCAUGGUUUGUAUCCCAGGAAUUUGAAUUUCUUUGGCUCUACAGAGUGAAACUCAAAACAGCCUGAUCAUUCAUAUGAAAUACCAGAAGAAACUGACAAUAGCAGGAUUUGUAUGAUUUUUUUAACAGCUAUGUGUGGAGAUUACACUUCACUAGGAAAAAAGUAGACCUGAGGCAUAAAAAAACAAAACAAAACACAAGCAUGCCAAGGGAGACGUGCAUCUUGGACUCAGUAGGGCUUGACAUGCUUGGUGUGGUUUAGGGGUAAGAGGCAAGGAAAAGACACAAGUGAGGGAAACGUG
Monopterus albus (swamp eel) is the source of this 1371-nucleotide messenger RNA. It is a transcript of the gene triqk, whose product is annotated as triple QxxK/R motif containing. Bases 226 to 480 code for a protein of 84 amino acids. The transcript has 4 exons. The record is from RefSeq and is a predicted model, not a curated record. Gene Ontology annotation, cellular component: endoplasmic reticulum membrane. Lineage: Eukaryota; Metazoa; Chordata; Actinopteri; Synbranchiformes; Synbranchidae.